This is a messenger RNA of Trichomonas vaginalis G3, 873 nucleotides long. Its product is annotated as CAAX-protein geranylgeranyltransferase protein. The record is from RefSeq and is a predicted model, not a curated record. NCBI's taxonomy places the organism in Eukaryota, Parabasalia, Trichomonadida, Trichomonadidae. The coding region runs from base 1 to 873 and encodes 290 amino acids. Gene Ontology annotation, biological process: protein geranylgeranylation; protein farnesylation. The transcript has a single exon. Gene Ontology annotation, cellular component: cytoplasm; protein farnesyltransferase complex; CAAX-protein geranylgeranyltransferase complex. Gene Ontology annotation, molecular function: protein farnesyltransferase activity; CAAX-protein geranylgeranyltransferase activity.
AUGAAUGAUUUAGAAUUUGAAGAUUUUAAAGAUACUUGGGAUGAUACAACUCCAGUUGAAGCAUCACAAGAUCCUGAAGGAAUUUUUAAUGUUCAAUACUCAAGAAAAUAUCGUAUUAUUAUGGGAAUAUUUCGAGCAGCGUUAAAUAAAAUGGAAAUAUCAAAGCGUGCACUGAAACUUACAGAAAUAAUAGUUACCAAGAAUCCUUCUAAUAUAAAUGCAUGGUGGUAUCGCCAAGAGAUUCUGAAAGUUCUUGGAUAUUCAUGGGAAGAAGAAAUGAAUUUCCUUGAUGAAUUAUUGGUUGCAGAAAAUAAACCAUACCAACUAUGGAAUCACCGUAAAUUCCUUGAUGAUCGCUGUGAAACAGUACCAGAUGAGAAGGAUAGACUAUUUAGAAUCAUUGCAGGCGAUCACAAAAACUUCCAUGCAUAUAGCUUCUUCAUUUGGUUCAUUCAGCGUUGGGGAGUUUAUGAUUUUUUACUUGAUUAUACAACUGAUUUACUUAAAGUUGAUAAUCUCAACAAUAGUGCCCUCGCAUUCAGAUUUUGGAUAGUUGAAAAUAAGAAACUUAAUACGGCUGAUGAGUUAAAAUACAUUUUCGACUUAAUGAAGCGGAAUUAUCAAAAUGAAAGUGCAGCAAACUUCAUUCGUGGACUAAUGAAACUUGAUACAUCAUUAAUUCCAAUAGUUAAAGAGGAAUUAAAUAAAAUUGUUACUGAAAAUUGCUUCGCGGAAAUUUACUCUCUUUUAUAUACAAUUGCAUGUUUAGAAGAUGACAAAUCAGCACAAGAUAAAUACUGCGAUAUACUGAUUGAUUUAAAUCCAUCUAAGUCAAAAUAUUGGCAAAUGGUUAAAAACCAUCAAAUUUGUUAA